Messenger RNA from Musa acuminata subsp. malaccensis (wild Malaysian banana), 877 nucleotides. Its product is annotated as agamous-like MADS-box protein MADS4. Gene Ontology annotation, biological process: positive regulation of transcription by RNA polymerase II. Lineage: Eukaryota; Viridiplantae; Streptophyta; Magnoliopsida; Zingiberales; Musaceae. Gene Ontology annotation, molecular function: protein dimerization activity; RNA polymerase II cis-regulatory region sequence-specific DNA binding; DNA-binding transcription factor activity, RNA polymerase II-specific. The record is from RefSeq and is a predicted model, not a curated record. Gene Ontology annotation, cellular component: nucleus.
CUUCCCUUCUCCAGUCCGAAAGCUCUCUCUUUCAUCCUUCCUUCUUCUUCUUCUUCUUCUUCUUUUCGAUCUGGUACGUUUCUUUGGGGUGGCUGUUGGAGGAGGAAGAGGAGAUGGGGAGGGGGAGAGUGGAGCUGAAGCGGAUCGAGAACAAGAUCAACAGGCAGGUGACCUUCGCGAAGCGCAGGAAUGGGCUGCUUAAGAAGGCCUACGAGCUGUCGGUGCUCUGCGACGCCGAGGUCGCCCUCAUCAUCUUCUCCAACCGCGGGAAGCUCUUCGAGUUCUGCAGCAGCUCCAGUAUGUUGAAAACACUGGAGAGGUACCAAAAAUGCAAUUAUGGGGCACCGGAGACAAAUGUCAUAUCAAGAGAGACUCAGAGUAGUCAGCAAGAAUACUUGAAGCUGAAGGCCCGUGUUGAAGCCUUGCAGAGAUCACAAAGAAAUCUGCUAGGUGAAGAUCUGGGGCCCCUCAACAUCAAAGAGCUCGAGCAACUUGAGCGCCAACUUGAUGCAUCAUUAAGACAAAUAAGAUCAACACGGACUCAGUACAUGCUCGAUCAGCUGACGGAUCUCCAAAGACGGGAGCAAAUGCUGUGCGAAGCAAAUAAAGCCCUGAAGAGAAGAUUGGAAGAGAGCAACCAAGCCAACCAGCAGCAACUGUGGGAUCCCAACACCUACGGCCGCCAGCAACCUCAACCACAGGGUGACGGCUUCUUCCAACCCAUAGACUGUGAACCUACUCUCCAAAUCGGGUAUCAUCCAGAUCAAAUGGCCAUUGCAGCUGCUGCUGCCGCUGCUGCAGCUGCUGGCCCAAGCGUGAGUAACUACGUGCCAGGAGGAUGGCUUGCAUGAGCGAGAAGAGUUCGAGUUCGAGUUCG